Messenger RNA from Lycium barbarum (goji berry), 2069 nucleotides. RefSeq lists its product as uncharacterized. Lineage: Eukaryota; Viridiplantae; Streptophyta; Magnoliopsida; Solanales; Solanaceae. The record is from RefSeq and is a predicted model, not a curated record. Gene Ontology annotation, biological process: developmental process. The transcript has 4 exons. Bases 279 to 506 code for a protein of 75 amino acids.
AUAUUCUACUUCACAAUGGAGUAUUUUGUUUUUUCAUAAUAAAAUACAAUUUUCCAUCUUUAACUUUCUCUAUAAAGUCUUCGAUCCAAAUGUAGCUUAAUCAGUUGUAAUUAUUUAGUGAAAUCUACAGUCAUUUCUUCUCCCCCAAAACCAUACUUUUACCUUAUCAUUUUCUUCUUCUUCCCUCUAUUAUUAGUCUCUUCUCAUAUUCAAUAAAAAUAAAAAUUUAAAAAGUAGUCAUCGUGACAUUUUGAUUGGAUUUCUUUGAAGUAUAUACGAUGGGUGAUUCUUCCGCUCAAUACAUCCACUUGGUACAUCACUUGAUUGAAGAAUGUUUAUUGUUCAACAUGAGCAGAGAGGAAUGCAUGGAAGCACUCUCCAAACAUGCAAAUAUACAGCCAGUUAUCACCUCCACAGGCCCAAUACAUCAAGGAUACGUAGACGUUCAGAUCGUCAUUUUAGAGGUUGAAAAGGUGCCCGAAGCCCAAUACAUCAAGGAUACGUAGACGUUCGGAUCGUCAUUUUAGGGGUUGAAAAGGUUCCCGAAGUAAGUUUUGUUUGAUAAAACUUAGUGUUUGACUGUAAGGUUAGUUUAGUCAACUUUAUGUGUCGAGAAAAUUAGUCAGCUUUAUUUUAAAAAAUUGAAACCGUAGAAGUGAAAUUGACAUUCACAGCUACAUUACCCCGGAAUUUUUAUGUUGAAAUCUAUUGCGUAUCACCAUCUUAUAAGUAAAUAAAACUGAAAAUUUCAUGCCAAUUUGGGGGAAAAUCAAAAUUGAAUGGGAUAAAAGGCGUUUUUUUUUAAAUCGGCUCGGCCAAACCGCCUUGCGGCAGUUUGCCCGCAUAGAUCUCGAAAAAAUACGUAAGUUCAAAAAAAAAAAAACGCGUAAAACGGACGUCCGAGCGCAAAGUUAUGACCAUCUAAAGUUUGACGACUUUACAACUAGUUUUUGUCCCUAUAUUUUUUAGAAUUAUAUUUAUAUUCAAAAUAAAGUUAUGCCUUAAUUAAAAAAUAACACUCUUAAAUCAAAAUCUUAAAAAAUAAAACACCCUAAAGUUUACAAACAAAACUUACUUCGGGUACCUUUUCAACCCCUAAAAUGAUUAUCUGAACGUCUACGUAUCCUUGAUGUAUUGAGCCUACAUUAUUGUACGCAGAAAAAAAUAUCAGGUUCUAUAUAAAAUAUUGACGUUUCGGAGUCUUGACACACGACUAAUCAUUGGUCAAAGUAUGAAAAAAACACUAAGUUUUUUAAAACAAAACUUACUUCAGGCACCUUUUCAACCCCUAAAAUGACGAUCCGAACGUCUACGUAUCCUUGAUGUAUUGGACCUACAUUAUUGUACGCAGAAAAAAAUAUCAGGUUCUAUAUAAAAUAUUGACGUUUCGGAGUCUUGACACACGACUAAUCAUUGGUCAAAGUAUGGAAAAAACACUAAAGUUUUUCAAACAAAACUUACUUCGGGCACCUUUUCAACCCCUAAAAUGACGAUCCGAACGUCUAUGUAUCCUUGAUGUAUUGGGCCUACAUUAUUGUACGCAGAAAAAAAAUAUCAGGUUCUAUAUAAAAUAUUGACGUUUCGGAGUCUUGAAACACGACUAAUCAUUGGUCAAAGUAUGAAAAAAACACUAAGUUUUUUCAAACAAAACUUACUUCGGGCACCUUUUCAACCCCUAAAAUGACGAUCCGAACGUCUACGUAUUCUUGAUGUAUUGGGCCUACAUUAUUGUACGCAGAAAAAAAUAUCAGGUUCUAUAUAAAAUAUUGACGUUUCGGAGUCUUGACACACGACUAAUCAUUGGUCAAAGUAUGAAAAAUAACACUAAGUGUUGCAAAAAAUAAAGUUGGCCAAUUUUUUUUUUGUACUGUUUAUAUAACACGGUAUUUUACUGCGUUAUACAAAAAAAAAAAAUUGGUACUUGUAUAACGCAGUAUUUUACUGUGUUAUAGAAAGAAUUUUUAUUUUUUUGGUUCUUCUAUAACGCAGUAUUUUACUGCGUUAUAGAAGUACAAAAAAAGUAAUUUUUUUCUAUAACGCAGUAAAAUACUGCGCUAUAGGACUUAACG